Pisolithus orientalis is the source of this 663-nucleotide messenger RNA. RefSeq lists its product as uncharacterized. NCBI's taxonomy places the organism in Eukaryota, Fungi, Basidiomycota, Agaricomycetes, Boletales, Pisolithaceae. The transcript has 3 exons. The record is from RefSeq and is a predicted model, not a curated record. Bases 1 to 663 code for a protein of 220 amino acids.
AUGGAACCAAAUGUUGAAACCACCCCCACUCUCCUCAAUGACAAAGCUUUCACCUUUCUUGAAAGGUUCAUGUGUGAUGAUCUCCCUGACACCUUGCUUCUAUUCAAUGUCAAAAUCGAGCUUGCCAUUGUGGGCAUCACCUUCAAAGUGGAGGAAUGGAUAGACCUGAUCAAUAUCAUCAUAUUGAAUCCAAAGGGCAUAGGGAUAAAUGCCAUCAAGGCUGUGUGGGAGCUCACACAAACUAAGGUAGUCCCAGUAGUUCCCUUGUUGGAAGAUGCUGCUGCAUGGCAGUUGGUUUUGUGUUGGGCAAGUCAUGAUAGCCUCUCCUUUGCCAAUUUCUUGACAGAGAUGGAGAAAUUUGGCAACAGGUACCAGUUUGACAAGUGGAAGCCCACCUUUGACCAAGUAUUUGAAGCAUCUUGGGAGGGUACUGCUGUUGAGGUUGUUAGGGCAGCCAUGGCUGAGCAUGGCAUUGUUGAGCCCUCUUACGACAUUCCCAGUGUCAUCCUCUCCCCCCCAAGCUCCUUCAUCACAGACUUGCAAAAGCUCACACAGAUCCCACCACUCUCUAUGCCCAGCAAAGCAUCCAAGAAUGAGCAAGUCCACUUCCCAAUAUCUGGAUAUUUCUGUGUGGGAGGACAAAGAGGACAAAGAGGAAGAUGA